AUGUUCUGUGUCACUAUCACCACUUCACCUCAAGCAAGCGAUUCCAAAUCGCUCAAGAGUGCUGACUUCGGUACCGAGGCACACGAUGACGAUCGAAUCUCCAGACCAACCCUAAAGCGGUUGGUAACUUCCCCGGCCGGUCAUUUCCACAACAUAUCGUGCACUCGAUGGCGACAGACGCCAUGCCAGCCAUACCAACAAGAGUCGAUAUCAUCCUCCCAGUCUGCGCUCAUGCCUCGGAGCCGGAAGACGACCUACAGGUACGGGAUCCACGAGUGUUCGAGGUGCAGCUAUGACCCAGUUUGCUACCGAUCGAGCGAUUUACAAGAACAGGAGAGGCCAGAAAAGGUGAACUAA
Protopolystoma xenopodis is the source of this 357-nucleotide messenger RNA. The record is from the annotation of a GenBank genome assembly. Lineage: Eukaryota; Metazoa; Platyhelminthes; Monogenea; Polystomatidea; Polystomatidae.